Staurois parvus is the source of this 1037-nucleotide messenger RNA. Lineage: Eukaryota; Metazoa; Chordata; Amphibia; Anura; Ranidae. The record is from the annotation of a GenBank genome assembly.
AUGCUGGAUGCAACUGGAAUUAAAGAACUGACAUACAGAUCCUUACAAGUGGAGAGACUUGUAGCAGACAGAAAAUAUGAAGACAUUAUGUACCACCUCUCUUACUUUGACACUCUUGAGGUCAGUCUACAAACCCUUCAACAGGCAGACGUCAUCAGGGUUGUUUACAGGGUACUUAAGAGCUGUUCCCAAGGAGCUAUGAAAAAGAAGGCCAAGUGCAUACUGUCCAAAUGGAAGCUCUUAUACAAAGAGAGCUGUUCCCAUCCCAAGCUUCUCGAAGAAAACCACACAGGUGAAAGCAAAGAAAGUUGUAACAAAGAACUUGUAACAGUGCAGCCAAUCCCAGAAAAUGAACAAGACAAAAGUGUUCUGGGUAGUAUAAUGGAUCUUCAUUUGUCUACAGCAACUCAAGAAAAAAAUGCUGAAAACACUGAUUCAACAUCUCAAGAAGCUUGUUGUACAAAGUCCAGUCAAGAAGGUCAAGAGAGAAAAUCAUUGCUGAGGAAUUAAGAGUAAAAUGCCGAGAACUUUUGAGCCAAGCUUUAUCUCAUACUACAGAAUGCCUGGAGAAAACAAAUAGAUAUGCAAUUGAGCUAGAGGAAAGCAUCUAUAAUAUGUAUGCUAGAGAAGAGAAGAAGUAUAGAAACUGUGUACGGAGUAAAGUUUCCAAUCUGAGAAAUCCAAAGAACUUGCAUCUAAAAGGUCAGAUUUUCUCUGGAGUAUUAAGUCCUGGGGCAUUUGCUACAAUGACUGCAAUGGAGAUGGCUAGUGAUGAACUCCGAAAUCUCAGAGCCAGCUAUACACAAGCAGGUGUUCAGGAACAUCAGCUACCCCAAGGUGUUGAUGGCCUCCAGACAAAUAAAAUUAAAUGCCGGAAGUGUGAAAGGUUUAAUUGUACAGUUACCAUGAUUUCAAGGGGAACUCUGUUUCUGCCUGCUUGGGUGCGUGCUGGAAAUCCUGAUGAAGAAAUGAUGACAUUUGUCAUUUGUAACGAGUGUGGAGAGAAGUGGUAUCACAGUAGGUGGAUCUGUCUGUGA